GGGUCUGGAAAAGGCAGAUAUUUUAAUAACUGUUCACGAACCGCCCAGCCAGAAAACACAUGCGAUUUCCCCUCAGCCCGACUAACUUGGCAUUCUGAAUACAGGCUCAGAGGGGAGGGGCCGGGCCUCUCCAUGCAGGAACUGGAGUCAGAGGCUUCCCUUGCUGCCUGCAGGGAGAGACUAUUAAGAAUGCCUCUCAGUGCCUGGUUUCCUGAGGCAUCUGAGGGUAGCCAGGCAGCCUCAAGCCAUCUGAGCACAUCUCACCGGCAUCUGCAGGAAUCAGGAUGCAGGCCAAAUACAGCAGCACAAGGGACAUGCUCGAUGACGAUGACACCACCAUAAGCCUGUAUUCUGGAACCUCCACUGUCACCAGACGUGCAGAGCCCAGGCACUCAGAGAAUGGGACACCCUCUUCAGUUUGGCGCCCAGUGGCCCUGACCCUGCUGACCUUGUGUUUGGUGCUGCUCGUCGGCCUGGCUGCCCUGGGCCUUGUGUUUUUUCAGUUCUACCAGCUCUCCAACACCCAGCAAGACAGCAUCAUUGAAAAAGAUGAAAAGCUGGGGAACAUGUCACGACAACUACAGUCUCUCCAAACCCAGAACAGAAAACUCACUGAAACUCUGCAGCAGGUAGCUGUAAAACUGUGUCGUGAACUUUACAACAAAAGUGGAGGGCAUAGAUGCAGUCCUUGCCCAGAAAAAUGGAAAUGGCAUGGGGACAAAUGUUAUCAGUUCUAUAAAGAAAGUAAAAGCUGGCAGAGCUGUGAAUAUUUCUGCCUGGCUGACAAUGCCACCAUGCUCAAGAUAAGCACGCAGGAAGAGCUGGGCUCUCCCGCAAUGGCAGUGGCAAAGCCUGGCUGUGGACAGAUGGGACAUCUUACUCCUUUGAGCUGUUUGAAAUUAUAAUAGAUCCCACCAACCUAAGAAACAGGGACUGUAUGACCAUCUUCAAUGGAAAGGCUUACUCUAAGGACUGCAAAGAGCUGAGGAGGUGUGCCUGUGAGAGGGUGGCAGGAAGAGUGGUACCUGAGGAGCUCCAGUAGGUGACAUGAAGCAUUGGAUGGAGAGGCCGACAGAUCAGCUUCAAACACUUGCAAAAGGACUGUCCAGUGAGGCCAACAUGAAAGAUAGCCAAAGCUUUGGGAAACAGAGGGGCAGCUGCUGAGGCUGGUAUGUGAGAGGUUCUCCUGGUUCCAGCUCAGCAUCAUCCAGGCCUGGGCUUUAGUUCUUGCACACAUUUUCCAGACACAAAGAGUCUUGUUCAUGAACCAUCAACUAGCCUCAGGAAGCCAUAGAGUUGUCCUCCUUGAUUUACAGAAGACUUUCAGCAUUCUCCCUUCUCAGGGUCUCUUAUCAGCCUCUGUCUCAUGUCUCCCUUACUCUUGGAAAAGUGAGAAACAUAAGAAAAUAGAAGGGUUGAUACAAAGCCACAAACUGGAUGUGCUGGUGUCCACACAAAUAUUGGUGCCUUUAGAGUCACAGCACUAAAGGAGGAAGACAUGAGAAGUUCAAGGCCAGCCUCAGCUACAUAGUUGGAGGCCAUCCUAGGCUACAUGAGCAUGUCUUUUCAAGUGACAGAAAGAAGGAACAAAAGAACAAGAGAGAGAAAAAGAAAGCAAGAAUGAAAGAAGAAAUGUGAAAAGCAAAGUGAUAAGAGAGAACAGAAGAAAAAGACAUGGCAUCCUUUAUCCUAACAGACAGUCUAGGAGAAACUAGCAGAAGUCUCCACCCCUCUGCUGCUCUACACAGAGCCAAGUCUUUUUGUGUCCAGUUCACACCUGGCCUUUCCUAGGCUCUCAAAAGUGACUUCAUGUGCUGUGUCUGUGGCCAGCUUUCCAGCUGAUAUAGUUCUCAUUAUGUCAACCACCACUCCAUCAAUUGUGUCUUUCCCCUAAUUAUGUCUCCUAGGAAAGACAUCAUCUCGAUUCUGAUCUAAGUUGGAAUUAAUGUUCCUGUACUCCCAAAGAGACUGAAGCCUAGAAAAAAAAUCAAUGACAAAAAAAACCCCAAAUGAACAAAAAACAAAUAACAACAAAACUAAAAACAGUCUCUAUAUGCACAGAUAAUAGUUAGAUUUCUUCUUCUGUCAUGUUUGAACAAUGUUUAUGCCUUGCAGGUACUGAAUGUUUAAUAAUAAUAAUAAGUGUAAAUAAUGUGAAAUGGCUGAGGUUCUAGAGUGGAUUUGUGAUUUGGAGGAGAUCAGCAAGGGAAUCCUUUUCACAAUACAGAAACAAUCACUCCUUGACUACUUGUGCAUUAACAACUGGUGGAGCUACUAUAAAGAUAUUGUUUAUGAGAUUACUUGAGUAUAAGAAAGUCUUCAAAGCAUAUUGUCUUCAAGAGGAUGGCUUUAUAAUAUCCCUAAAGUGAAAUGUCUGAGGCAAAAUCAAAACAUCGAGGUUGGUACGUUGACUAACCAAGGUGUGGGAGAGGCAUGAUCUCCAAACAGGAGUGGGAGGAGAAAGAGAAGCUGUGACAUCUGUACAGCCAGACUCUUGACUAGACAUGAGUUUCUCUGGGUGGUGACAUUCAAAGCCACAACAGGGUCUUUGUGAAUAGCGCCAUGCCAUGCCAACUGGUUUCAUUGGUAGUGGCAGCAAUAGGUUUCACACUCUAAAUUUUCAAUAGUCAAAAUUGGGAAACAUAUAUUUCAUGGUGAAAUUGCAAUUAAAGUAGCACUUUGUUAUGAAAAAUAAUUCUGUAUUUAUUUUCAUAAGACUUAAUCUUAUGACUGUCAUUUAUCUAAACAUUACUGUGAGGCUAGUUGAGUUUUCUUUUUGAUUUCCUUCAUGUUAGCUAGGGUAAUUCUUCAAUAUUUAAUUCUAUGCAGGUUUACUGGGUCAAGCAAACAGAAGUGUGUAUUUGUGGUUUUAGAACUUGAGAGAUUUAGGUCUUUCUUGUUUUGGUUUGUUUAUUGAGCCAAUCACCCUACUCCAUGUAGCUUAUUAAAAAGUGGGAAUAUUUAUAAUUUACCUCUGAUGUUACUUACAAUGAAGUGUGAAGUCAGUCUCAUGAUGUAGGUCAGAAUAUAAAAAUGUGUUGGAAAUUAAGAAAAUCUUCUAAAGGGUUUAAUGAUUCUUUAAAUAUAGUGGAACACAGAUGCAGCAUAUGUAUUCAUUAAAGGGAGAAAGGAAUUCUCAAAUGUUUUCUAUAAUUAACAAAAUGAUAAUGGUUGCUAUUGUUUGGUUACAUUGUCUAAUACAAUAUUUCAAAAUAAGAAAUAAAGAUCAAGUUCAUCAUUAAGC
Arvicanthis niloticus (Nile rat) is the source of this 3244-nucleotide messenger RNA. RefSeq names its product C-type lectin domain family 1 member A (gene Clec1a). Gene Ontology annotation, cellular component: plasma membrane. Gene Ontology annotation, biological process: signal transduction. The record is from RefSeq and is a predicted model, not a curated record. Gene Ontology annotation, molecular function: transmembrane signaling receptor activity; signaling receptor regulator activity. Lineage: Eukaryota; Metazoa; Chordata; Mammalia; Rodentia; Muridae.